AUUUUCCUGGUAGUGCCGCCUUUACCAUGAUAACGGAAAGCCGUGAACAUCUGGCAUCUAAGCCGCUGAACUCAGAGUCAAUAAUUAGGCUUGAUACUCCAGAUGACAAACCUUCACUCGAAUGUGAGAGCAUUCCAUCAGGAGGACACAUCUCGGAUGUCUCUGGUGGCCCCGUGUCUACAGAGGUGAAAGAUGUGAAUGAUGUCUCCGAAUUUGAGAAGUGUGCUAUGGAGGAGCAGACACACGAUGAAGUCCCCAUCUCAGCAUCGAAGAUUACUGUUGUAGUUGCUGGGCUAGUACUUGCCGUAUUCUGCAUGUCACUGGACAGUACAAUCCUAGCGACCGCGAUUCCGAAGAUCGUUUCCCAGUUCCACUCUCAAAAUGAGAUGGGCUGGUACGUUAGUGCAUACUCCCUCACAUUAGCCAGCUUCAGCCUGGCCUUCGGUAAAAUAUACACGUUCUAUCCCGCCAAAAUUGUGUUCCUUAUCACCCUUUCGCUAUUCGAAGCUGGAUCUCUGAUCUGCGGCGCUGCUCCCAACUCGUUGGCACUGAUUAUUGGGCGAGCAAUCGCUGGUAUAGGUGGGACUGGGAUGUACUUAGGAUCAUUGCUUCUAGUUGCCGAGAUCCUCCCCUUUGACAAAGUCCCAAUCAUCACCGCACUUCUUGCUGCUAUGUAUGGCAUAGCUGCUGUCGUUGGACCAUUGUUAGGUGGUGCAUUUGCAGACUAUGCAACUUGGAGAUGGUGCUUCUAUAUCAAUCUGCCCAUGGGCGGGCUGACUUUUCUUUUUGUCUUCUUCUUUGUCAAGACAGGAAAUGACAGAAAGAGGGCUCGAGAAGCUAAUAAUAUAGUCUCUCGAUUCCUCGAAUUGGAUCCGAUAGGUGUCGCGCUAUUGAUCCCAACCCUCAUAUGUCUCUUGCUGGCCCUCGAGUGGGGAGGAGCGACUUAUUCGUGGCAUAGCUGGCGCCUUAUCGUCCUUUACGUCGUGGGUGGCUGUUGCGCCCUGGGUUUUGUUGGAGUCCAGAUCUGGCGACAAGAUACAGCCACACUUCCGCCACGAUUACUAAAGAAUCGAAACAUCUGGGGCACCAUACUGUUUACCUUUUGCUUAAACGGCUCCUUCGUGGUUUUAGCGUAUUAUCUUCCUAUCUGGUUCCAGAGUAUCAAGGGUGUCAGCGCGAUUCAAUCCGGCAUUAUGAAUCUUCCUCUGAUUUUAGUGAUGGUUAUAUGCUCCUUGUUAUGCAGUACACUUGUGACCAAGCUCGGGUACUACACGCCCUUCCUCUACCUUGCCCCUAUCAUCGCCUCCACCGGCGCAGGGCUUCUCUCUACAAUGCAUGUCAACUCUGGCUCUUCCGUCUGGAUUGGCUUCCAAGCCCUUUUCGGAAUCGGAUUAGGCUGCGGUUUAUCACUAAGCAUAGUAGCCGCUCAAACUGCACUUCCACCGCAGGAUAUUCCCACGGGCACAGCCAUAGUCGCAUUUACACAGACAUUGGCAGCCGCCGUGUUUAACUUCGUGGCUCAGAAUGUGUUUCAGAACCAAGUGCUGAGCGGCUUAGCUCAAGCAGCCCCAGGUGUAAGUGCUGCAAAGCUCACCAAGGCUGGGCCUACCAUGCUCCGCGAAAUCGUCCCUGCGGACACGCUUCCCGCUGUAUUAGAGGUGUAUAACACUGCUAUUACACGGGCUUUUUAUGUUGCUGUGGGGAGCGCAGCGCUGGCAAUCUUUGGUGCGAUCCCUCUUCAGUGGCUGUCUGUCAAGAAUAAGAAAAUCCAAGCAGUGACUGCACAUGCUUGA
This is a messenger RNA of Penicillium brasilianum, 1793 nucleotides long. Lineage: Eukaryota; Fungi; Ascomycota; Eurotiomycetes; Eurotiales; Aspergillaceae. The record is from the annotation of a GenBank genome assembly.